Salpingoeca rosetta is the source of this 768-nucleotide messenger RNA. RefSeq lists its product as uncharacterized. Bases 1 to 768 code for a protein of 255 amino acids. Gene Ontology annotation, biological process: U4 snRNA 3'-end processing; TRAMP-dependent tRNA surveillance pathway; U5 snRNA 3'-end processing. Lineage: Eukaryota; Choanoflagellata; Craspedida; Salpingoecidae. Gene Ontology annotation, cellular component: nuclear exosome (RNase complex); cytoplasmic exosome (RNase complex). The transcript has 11 exons. The record is from RefSeq and is a predicted model, not a curated record.
AUGGCAGAUGAGAUCGCCGCAGAGACCUUCAAGAAGGUCUACCCUCGUGAAUUCUACAGCCGAUUCUUGGAACACAAUGUAAGGCCGGAUGGCCGAUCUCGCGAGGAUCCGCGACCGUGUGCAAUUGCACCAGGAACAAUCACCAGCAGCGAUGGUUCCUGCCUCGUUACACUGGGCAAGACGAGCGUUGUAUGCGGAAUCAAACUGGAGUUUGCUGAUCCACCACUUGACAACGACAACGUCGGCUGGAUUGUUCCAACAGUAACGCUGCCGCCGCUGUGCUCCGAUCGGUUCACACCGGGACCCCCACCAGCAGAGGCGCAGCGCCUGUCAGAGUUCAUCACAGACAUCUUCUGCUCAGACACAAUGCUCGACAAACACGACCUCUGUAUCAUUCCUGGGAAGCUGUCAUGGGCACUGUAUCUUGAUAUCCAAUGCGUAAACUACGAUGGAAACGUUGUCGACGCGUGUGUGCUCGCCGCCAUGGCUGCACUUCAGAGCGUGACACUGCCCAAAGUGGAGCUGCCUUCCGAUCUGAGCGACCUUGAAGGUCUUCCUUCCAUUGACAGAAGCGCCGGCCACGCCCUCAACCUGAAGCGCACAGUGACCAGCUGCACAUUCGCCGUGCUGGACGACGUGUUGACAGACCCUUGCCUGGAGGAGGAGGACCUUUGCUCAGCAUCCAUGACGGUUGUGGUCGACGACGCUGGCAGUAUUUGCUCCAUGUGCAGCCCAGGUGACUCCAACGCAGAGGACACACGCGCUUGA